Messenger RNA from Aquila chrysaetos chrysaetos, 2491 nucleotides. Its product is annotated as sodium-dependent neutral amino acid transporter B(0)AT3-like. Gene Ontology annotation, cellular component: plasma membrane. NCBI's taxonomy places the organism in Eukaryota, Metazoa, Chordata, Aves, Accipitriformes, Accipitridae. Gene Ontology annotation, biological process: sodium ion transmembrane transport. The record is from RefSeq and is a predicted model, not a curated record. Bases 64 to 1932 code for a protein of 622 amino acids. The transcript is spliced from 12 exons.
UGUAGGAGAGACGGGUUUUGAAGGAUCUUCCCAUUUAUAGGGAGCUAAGGAUAUUUCCUUAAAAUGUCAAAAGAUUUAUCAGUGCCACCUGAAAUCCCUAAGGAAGAUGGCAGACCCAAGUGGGACAAUAAGUUCCAGUAUAUUUUAAGCUGUAUCGGAUUUGCCGUCGGUCUGGGGAACGUGUGGAGAUUUCCAUACUUGUGUCAGAUACAUGGAGGCGGGGCUUUCCUGAUCCCAUACUUCAUCGCUCUUCUCUUCGAAGGAAUCCCACUGUUGCAUCUCGAACUGGCCCUGGGACAGUGCCUGAGGAAAGGCAGCAUCGGUGCCUGGAAUACCAUCUCGCCUUACCUUGGAGGAGUCGGGAUUGGUUCGUGGAUGGUGUCAGUUCUGGUGAGCUUAUACUACAACACUGUUUUAACCUGGGUGAUGUGGUAUUUCACAAAUUCCUUCCAAGAACCUCUUCCUUGGAGUGUUUGCCCUCUAAAUGAAAACAGAACAGGGCUCAACGAAGAAUGUUACAAAAGUACCGCAGUAAAUUAUUUUUGGUACAGGAAAACUUUGAACAUAACACCUGAUGUCACUGAGACUGGCACGUUACAGUGGUGGCUCAUUUUGUGCUUAGCGACUUGCUGGGCAAUUGUAUACCUCUGCACCAUCCGCGGAAUUGAAACCACAGGAAAGGCAAUUUAUGUAACAGCAAUAUUUCCUUACCUGGUCCUAACUAUAUUCCUUAUCCACGGACUCACUCUACCGGGAGCCACUGAUGGUCUGGCUUACCUCUUCACCCCUAAUCUGAACACUUUGAAAAAUCCCCGUGUAUGGCUUGAUGCAGCUACCCAGAUUUUCUUCUCUCUCUCUUUGGCUUUUGGAGGGCUUAUUGCAUUCUCAAGCUACAAUCCACCAAAAAAUGACUGUGAAAAGGAUGCUGUGACAGUGGCAAUUGUGAACAGCGUGACAUCCCUCUACGCUUCCAUCCCAGUCUUUUCUGUUUUGGGGUUUAAAGCAACGACAGGCUACUGGGACUGCUUGGACAGGAACAUUAUCAAUGUCAUCAAUGAAUUUGAUCUUCCGGAAGAAAGCAUCAUGCGACAGAACUAUACAGCCUGGAUUAGUUACCUAAAUUCAUCACAUCCAGAAAAAAUUGCUGGACUCAAACUGAAAAGCUGUGACCUUCAAGAAUUUCUUGAUCAGAGUGUAUCAGGAACUGGCUUGGCUUUCAUCAUUUUCACUCAAGCCAUCAUUCUCAUGCCAGGCUCCCAGGCCUGGGCCAUCCUGUUUUUCGUAAUGUUGUUCAGCUUGGGCCUUUCUUCUAUGUUUGGGAACAUCGAAGGAGUCUUCACUCCUCUUUUAGAGCUUCGAAUUAUAUCUAAAUCAAUACCCAAAGAGCUGUUAUCUGGUAUAAUAUGUCUAAUUUCCUUCCUCAUCGCUCUGUGUUUUACACUGGGUUCAGGGAGUUACUGGAUUGACAUUUUUGACAGCUAUGCAGGCUCCGUGCCUCUUCUAGUCAUCGCUUUCUUUGAAGUGAUUGGGGUUGCAUAUGUCUAUAAAAUGAAAAGGUUCAGUAAAGAUGUGAAAUGGAUGACUGGACGAAAACCCAAUCUCUACUGGCAGAUCACAUGGAGGUUCAUUAGCCCUCUGCUCCUGCUAAUUGUCUUCGUGGCCUUUGUUACUCUUCAGAUACAGAAGCCGGCAAGCUAUGCAGCCUGGAACCCUAAAUACGAAGGCUUUCCUAUGAAAGAGGAGAAAGUUUAUCCACCUUGGGUACUGGCCAUCUGUGUGCUGUUAGCUGUCCUUCCUUGUAUGUUUGUGCCUCUGGUAGCACUUUUCCAUCUGAUCAAACGAAUGUGCAGAAACAAGGAACCAAGCUUUGUAGCACCAGAAGUGUUUUCAUGUCAGGGGUCUAAUAGCAACUUUUCUUAUCCAAAAGAAUAAAUACCCAUUUAUCUGUCUGUAAGUGAAAAUAAGACAGCCUUUGUUAAACACAAUUAGCUUCAGCAUGGUAUCAUCCAACCAACCGGUUUAUGCAGUUCAUACGCUUACAGCCAAUCACUAGGACUCUAUAAACAGUGCUGCUAUGUUUCCUUUAUUUUCAACCAAUUUCACAACAGUUACGUUAAUCCUGUCCCUCCUACAUCCUUGUCCUGAAUCCUACACACCGACCAAGUACCAGCCCCAUUGCUUUAACCCUUUUCACGCAUUACGAACUUCAUGUCUCUCUCCAGCCAGACUUUAAACUUGGAAAGCCUGCUAAUUAUUGCAAGUGCCCUGUCUUCUUUCACUUCUCUUCUAAAAAACCAGUUUGUUCCUAAGGAUCAGCAACAUAAAAAUUGGAACGCAAGCACCUACAGUUUCAUUCACUGACCCUGCUCUCUGAGAGCUGUAGAAUGGAAGCUCUUGAAGAGUAAGGACUCCUCUUGUCCACUGCACUCUACUGUUUGUAACAUUUAAAUAGCAGUUAGCAGUUAUUCUGUGAUUAUUUCAUAUUCUCAAA